Molecule: messenger RNA, 7155 nt
Organism: Diachasma alloeum
Lineage: Eukaryota; Metazoa; Arthropoda; Insecta; Hymenoptera; Braconidae
Gene: anne
Product: probable cation-transporting ATPase 13A3
Exons: 7
Coding region: 1791-6107 (1438 amino acids)
Biological process (GO): polyamine transmembrane transport; intracellular calcium ion homeostasis
Cellular component (GO): membrane
Molecular function (GO): ATP hydrolysis activity; P-type transmembrane transporter activity; ATP binding
Source: RefSeq, a predicted model, not a curated record
CCGACGAAAUUCGUCGAAUAAGCGAUUCAUCCGAACACAUCCGAAUAAUCCACCACACGGAUUUCUAGGUUUCUACUGCUCCCCAACAGUGAAAUCGAAGGUCUCGACGAGUGAAUAGUGGGAAAUAAAAUUCAAGUGAUAAUAUUUUCUGCAUUUACCUAGGGGUUUUUAAUUCAUCUGGGAAUAUAAUAUCUUCAUGUGACGGUGGGGAUAAUUAAUUACGACGUUGAUGAGGGGGAGACAGUGGUGUCGACUAAUAAGUGAAUUUUAUUAUUUCGUCAGAUUGAUUUUAUAAAUUUUAAUUCGCAAUUUAAUUAAUUAAAUAUCUGGAUUUUUCGGUUUUCGUUGACUCAUCAUCAUCAGCAUGAAUAAAAUAUUGGGAAUGAACUAUUGCACAGUUUUCUCUGUUCUUAGAAGUCCCGAGGAGGGUGAAUCAUUAAAGCGAAUCGUCGAAAAAAAAUUGGUGAAUUAAAAAAAAAAUUGAAAUUUUUUUUCUUUGAGAAGAAAAAUUGUGGAUUUUUUUAAUUCCACGGUCUGGGGGACAGCUGCAGAAUUUUGUGGAUUUCACGUCGACUUCUAAUAAUAGAAGAGGCGGAAAGAGGGCAGGAAAAAUUGUGAUUUAGCAGUUUUGGUUACGUAAAUUUUUUUUUACAAUUUCAAUCGACCUGUGAAUUUUUUUUUCCUCAUUAUCGAUUGUCGAGAACGUUUACACGUGCCAGGUGCCACCAGUCACUGUUCUCGAGACUAUUGUGAUUUAUUGACAUUCGUCUUGCGUGUGGAAAAAAAAGUGUAAAAAAAUUGGUGAUAGUAAUUAAACAUCGUGUUAUUAAGAGCGCUGAUUGUGUUGAUAAAGUAAAUGAUUAUCUACCUCUACAGACACAAAGAAAAAAAUUAUUACAAAUAGACAAUCUUAAUUCCAAUAAGGACUAAACGAAAAUUCCCUAGACGGUUCUGUCGAUAAAACAGACAGAAAGUGAAUUUUUACACUAGAAAAUCCCAAGGAGUUGAAAAAUCCCUAGGAAAGGGAAAUAUUUGCCGAUCUCGAGAGACGGCAUUUCGAUCCUAAUUAUCUCCAGUGAUGUAUUUGCGAUCGAUCGACAAAAAAGGGUGCGAAAAUUUCCAAAAGGCGCAAUUUCCCCUAGGAUCAGGUGGAAAUACCUCACCUAUCGACGAAGACUCCCCACAAUUGUGCCCAACAAUUAUCCAAUCAAUUGCAUUACCCCGAGGUAUGAGUGAGGGUGAGCGUGCUGUUACAACUCCACGAAUUGGCUGGAGAAAACUAACCGAUCCCGGUGAUUGACACAAAGACAAUCAAGCAAUUACAACGAUACGAUAGCAUAAAUUGAUUCAUCAUCGAUCGUCAUUGUCGGGCAAAUUAUCUAGGGAUUUUCACGGUUAUUUUGUUGAUGUACUGAUGGAAUCGAUAGUGAAAUUGUACGUGAUCGAUGAUUUGAUGAGGGAUAUGAGGAUGGCGGGCAAUCGGUGUCGGUAGCAGACGGGGUUUAUCGAUUGUUGGUUACGGGAAAGGGGUACAUGACCCUGGUUGAAGGAUCCAGGGGGUUGGAUCCAUUGAUAUUGAUCUUGAGAGAUCGAUCAAUCGAACAAUUGAUCGGUGGUGGCAGUAGGGGCUGAGGACUCAUUGUUGAAUCAUUCUUAAAGACAAUAAGUGGUUUGAGUGGUAGUCUAGGGAAUUUAGUGGUUAAUGAGAGAUUCAUCCAAGGAUUAGAGUAACUAGUGGUGCGAAGGGAUUGAGGUUUGGGGAGUUUUUGUCGGAAGGGGAGGUGGUAACCAUGCCGACAACACCGAAGAAGCUCAAUUUGAGCUUUGCGAAGAAUGCGUACAGUGUCUUUGGGGGCAAAAGGGCGGGAAAUGGGGAGGAACAACGCACGGAACAGAAAACUGAGUUGUUGGAGGGAACUCGAGGCAAUGGCCUCUUGCACCUCAAGAAUGGUGUGGACUACAUCAAUCCCGGGGAGGAGGACCAAAUGGAAAUUUAUGGAUACAAGAGGAACAAGGCACGUACCAUUGCCACCUGGUUUUUUAUCAUCAUCACCGGAGGUCUCCUUCGACUAGUCUUCCACUGGGUGCCGCAUCUGAUGCUCCUCGCGACGCAUUCCCAAUGUCCGAUGGAGGAGGCAGAGACAGUUCUCCUGAUCGAACGAUUCCAAGGAAAGCACACGAGUUACUACGUGAAAAGGUUGAGGACCAUGACAGCCAAAGAAAUGUCGAAAAACAUCGAUGAAGACUCUCUGAUUGACGAGCCCUUCUCCGACGCCGGAAGCUUAGAUAGUGUAUCAGUGGGUGGAGAGGAGCCUAUGCUUUCUGUACAUCUGAUGGGGGGUCAAUUCAAGGCGGUGCCAUCAAUCAUCACCUUCAACUGCAAAAAGUUGACGUACAUCUGGGACACAGAGCGAUCAGAAUUUAUGAAGCUAUCAGGCCUCGACAAUGGCGUGUUAACGUCAACCCUCCAUCAGAUGCCCGGUCUUAAUUCCCUCGAGCAAUUUCUUAGACGAAGUGUUUACGGCAACAAUGAAAUUGUCAUUCCAGUGAAGAGUUUUGUCACUCUUCUCUGUCUUGAAGUACUUAAUCCAUUCUACGUCUUCCAAAUAUUCAGCUUCUGUCUGUGGAUUGCUGAUGAUUAUUAUUAUUAUGCUAUGGCUAUUAUUUCGAUGUCGUGCUUUGGUAUUGGAAUGGCUGUUCUGCAAACUCGAAGCAAUCAGCACAAACUGUCGUCAACAGUCCACUCCUCCGACGUUGCCACAGUAAUGCGUGACCGUACAACCGGGAAAAUAGAUUCCGUCGCAGCAGAACGUCUGGUACCCGGUGAUAUCCUGGUGAUUCCUCCCCACGGUUGUCUAAUGCCCUGCGACGCAGUCCUUCUAACCGGCAACUGUAUCCUAAACGAGUCCAUGCUAACCGGUGAGUCCGUCCCAGUAACAAAAACCCCAAUUCCCUCCUCCAACGAGAUCACUUACGAUACUAAAGAACAUGCCCGUCACACCCUCUUCUGCGGCACAAAAAUCAUUCAAACACGGUAUUUCGGGGGUGAGAAGGUCCUCGCGGUUGUCGUGAGAACGGGAUUUACCACGAGCAAGGGUGGUCUUGUUCGGUCGAUAAUGUACCCACCGCCGGUUGAUUUCAAAUUCGAGCAGGACUCGUAUAAAUUCGUGGAACUCCUCGCGUGCAUCGCGAGUAUCGGCGUCAUUUACACGACCAUAACAAAAGCUCUGAGGGGCGUUGCCCCCGGGCAUAUAGCCCUCGAGGCUCUCGACCUCAUCACCAUCGUCGUUCCUCCGGCUCUGCCGGCGGCCAUGACAGUCGGUCGCCUCGUCGCUCAAAACCGCUUGGAGAAGAAGCGAAUUUACUGCACAAGUCCCAGAGCAAUCAAUGUUUCGGGAUCGAUCGACUGCAUCUGCUUCGAUAAAACGGGAACACUGACUGAGGAUGGCUUGGACAUGUGGGGGGUUGUACCGGCGGUCGAUAAGAAGUUUCAGAUUCCGACGAAGAAUAUCGCGAGCCUUCCCGCCAAUGAGAUGCUCGUGGGGAUGGUGACCUGCCACGGGAUCACAAUUAUCGACGGGUCACUUGUGGGUGAUCCCCUGGACCUGAAGAUGUUUGAGUCCACGGGGUGGAGCCUCGAGGAGCCCGACGUCUCUGAUAACUCCAAGUUUUCGAUGAUGUUUCCGACGAUCGUCCGACCUCCGAAGAAUUCGCGACUCUUGCAAACCCCGAAUCACGAUUCGGGGUUGUCCCGGGUGAGACAGAACUCGGUAACUUCCGAAACUAUGGAGGAUCUCUCACUCACUAACCUCGCGGCGUCAGACGCGGAUCUAGCCGAACAAGGAUUGGAGAUUGGUAUCGUCAGACAGUUUCCGUUCACCUCGAGUCUCCAACGUAUGAGUGUUAUCACGAGAACCCUAGGAGCGAACCACUUUGAUCUCUACUGCAAGGGCAGCCCGGAGAUGAUCCUCAGUCUUUCUAAGCCAGAAUCAGUACCCGCGGAUUUCGCUUCUGUUCUUCAGGAGUACACGUCAGAGGGUUACAGGGUUAUCGCAUUAGGUCACAAGUCCCUGAAUCGGUUGACCUACACUAAGGUCCAGAGGAUCAACCGAGAGGCUGCUGAAACUGACCUCUCCUUCCUCGGGUUCGUCGUCUUGGAGAAUCGGCUGAAGCCAGAGACAACCCCCGUCAUUCAGGCACUCAACUGUGCGUGCAUUAAGAUUGUGAUGGUGACCGGUGACAACAUGCUCACCGCGUUAUCAGUGGCCAGAGACUGCGGAAUGCUGACCCCUGGGAUGCCGGUGAUCGCGGUGGCCGCUGUGACCCAGCAGAACCAACAGAAACCUCAUUUGUACUUUACGCGGAGUGAUAGCCAGCAGUCACCGAUGUCACCCAAUGGUCAAAGCAGCAUCAGCGAGAUGACUGACCUCAACAGCAUCACGUCCUUCGAUACAAUAGAGAGUGGCUUUGUGAACAAUACAGCAGACAAUGGGGUAUAUCUAUCUGACAAGGUACACAGCAGCAACAAGUACGUCUUCUCGUUGACUGGGAAGACUUGGUCGAUGAUAAAGCAGCAUUACCCGGAGCUAAUUCCGAAAAUCACGACACGUGGAACUAUCUUCGCGAGGAUGUCACCUGAUCAGAAGCAGCAGCUCGUGCAGGAGCUGCAAUCGUUGGGGUACUAUGUGGCGAUGGUGGGGGAUGGGGCCAAUGACUGUGGAGCCCUGAAAGCCGCGCACACUGGGAUCUCUCUGUCUGAUACAGAAUCAUCAGUGGCUUCGCCGUUUACCAGCAGGGAGACCAACAUUUCGUCCGUUUUGUCUGUCAUCCGCGAGGGCAGAGCCGCUCUGGUGACAUCCUUCGGAAUCUUCAAAUACAUGGCUGCAUACUCCUUGACCCAGUUCAUUUCCGUAAUGAUCUUAUACAGCAUCGAGUCGAACCUGACCGAUAUCGAGUUCCUCUACAUCGAUCUCUUCAUCAUCUCCAUCUUUGCUUUCUUCUUCGGGAGGACAGAAGCUUAUGAUGGGCCCCUCGUCAAAACUGCUCCGUUGACGAGUCUCAUCAGUACCUCCCCCAUACUUAGUCUCGUUUCUCAAAUGAUCAUCGUCACUGUCUUCCAGUCCAUGAGCUUUUGGCAUCUCAAACAGACAGACUGGUACACUCCGUUCAACUCAACUGCAACCACGAACAAAGAUGAUGUCGGCUGUCUGGAGAAUUAUACUGUGUUCAUUGUCAGCUCUAUGCAGUACAUCAUCCUCGCGGUGGUGUUCUCGAAGGGUCAUCCAUAUCGAAAGUCUCUCUUCACGAAUUAUGGACUUCUCGCGUCGUUCAUCCUCACUGCACUCUUCUCGGUGUAUCUCGCGGUCUGGCCGUUUGAUUGGCUAGCCAUGAAGUUUGAGCUAGUUCUCCCUGAGGAUAUGGGCUUCAGGGUCAUCCUCAUCAUCUACGGUUUCGCCAACUUCGUUAUAUCGAUGGUCGUUGAGCACCUGUUCGUCGAUUACCUAGUCUUCAGAAAACUUAGGUAUCGUUGGCAUGACGUCGACAAGUCCAAGCGAAAGUUUCUGGCGAUCGAGCGUGACAUGGCGAAGAACCUAAAAUGGCCGCCUGUGUCGCAAGAGCCUCUGCCGGAAGCUGCGCCGGAUAUCCUUAUUCGACAGAACACUGUGACGGAGAUCAAGAUCGAGAAACGAAUUCCGGAGGGACGAGAGGUCGAGCCGACCUUUCUCAACUCACCCACCUCCCUCAAUUUCAAACGAUUCGGGUCUGCACGCGAAGUGACCUUGAACGCAAGAUCACUUUUUAAUGACCAACGGAACACCGUCUCGAUGCAAGCCGUUCCCAUUCGGUUUGAGGAUCGAGAACUGGAUAAUGUGAGACGACCCAAGCUCGAUCUUCCGUUGAAGAGACGGCACAAUUCCGAGUCUGAAAAUGGCAUCGACAGCUGCGGGGGACACAGACUCUGGCAGAUAAACCCGAUCGCUACUUUACCGAGGGGACAAUGUAAUCAGGGGAAUCACAAAGUCACAGAGUUCUCGAGGAUUCAUAAGAGCGAGGAUCUAGGGGGUGGGACGCAGAGCGUUGUCGAGUUGGAUAUCCUGCCUUCCUGAGGAAGAAUUCCUAGGGGAAGGGGGGGUCGGCCAUGAGAGAGGCGGAGGGGUGAUGGCACGGUGCUAGGUUGUUUUUAAUCAUGAGGAUGUUAGUGCAUUUAGAAUCGAUUUAAAGAGAUUUAUAAUUAAUUUUUUUUUUUUGACGUAACUCACCAUUUUCCGGAGGGGUAUCCCCGGGUCCCUUUUGACCCUGAGCAUUGUUAUUGAUAUAGAGUAUUGAAUAUCCCAAAUGUUCUUCAUUUAAAGUAUUAUUAAGUUUGUUAGGAGAGUAUUUUUUAGGGAGAGAGGGAGUCGUUGAGGUUAAGAUGACAUAACCUCAAAGUUGGUUAGAGAGUUGGACCACUUGGAAUUAACAAAAUGGAGGAUUAAUUUUGAUAUUCAUGAUUAAUUCUCGAUUUUUAAGAAUGUAUUCAAUUCAUUUAAUAGGAUAUAAUUAAGCGUAGGUACUUAUUAAGUAAUGUGAGAAAAUAGGGGAGGAAAUUCUGUCUUUCCAAUGUUCACCGAAAAUGUUUUCUUUCAUUCAUUAUUUUGUGAGGACUAAUCCAAGUGCCAGGCGCAUGGAAAUGAUUAUCAAAAAAUAAUCUAGGGUACAACCUCUCAUUUCUUAUAUCGUCGGUCCGCCCUUUUGAAUAUGAAAGGCCAGGAGAAAUACAAGAAAUGAGAAGAAAUAUUGUAAUUAAUUAUUACGACUAAAUAAUUGACUAAAAAAAUGUUUAAAAGUGUGAUUUUUUUCGAGCGAGUUGAGGAUCUUAAUGUGUACUUAUAAAAAAUGUUAAAAUAGAAAAAUAAAUGUGCAUUACACGAAUAUUCCCGCUCACUCCAGAAGUGAUCGCAGUAGAUGGUGAAUGAUUAAAUAAAAGAAUUGAUUAAAGAUGAUGAAUGAUUAGAGCAGUCUGGAAUAAGAUAUAUUUGUAACGCAUAUAAAACAACUGUCUUUUGAUUUUUGUUACAAAGAAUCUGUACUUUUUAUUAAACCAUUUAUUUAUUUAUUAAUUAAUGGUGAUUAAGGCUAAUUACUUACAAUGAAAUAAAAAUCUUUUAUCAUUAA